Cricetulus griseus (Chinese hamster) is the source of this 933-nucleotide messenger RNA. The record is from RefSeq and is a predicted model, not a curated record. NCBI's taxonomy places the organism in Eukaryota, Metazoa, Chordata, Mammalia, Rodentia, Cricetidae.
AUGGACUUUGUAAAUAUCUCCUUGGUGACUGAAUUCUUUCUCGUAGGAUUAACAGACCAGCCUGAACUCCAAAUGCCCUUGUUCUUUCUGUUUCUAGCAGUGUAUCUGAUCACUGCAUUGGGAAAUUUGUGUUUGAUCAUUCUAACUGUGCUAAAUUCUAACCUCCACACUCCUAUGUACUUUUUUCUCUUUAACUUGUCUUUUAUAGACAUCUGCUAUUGCUCUGUGUUCACUCCCCAAAUGCUGAUGAACUUUAUAUUAAGGGAGAACAUCAUUUCUUACAUGGAAUGUAUGGCCCAAGUCUUUUUCUUUUGCUUCUUUGUUGUUUCUGAGUGUUAUGUGUUGACUUCAAUGGCCUAUGAUCGCUACAUGGCCAUAUAUAAUCCACUGUUGUAUAAUGUUGUCAUGUCUCCUAAUUUAUGCUUAAACCUUAUGUUUGGUUCCUAUUUUAUUGGAUUUUCUAAUGCUGUAGCUCACACUGUAUGCAUGCUGAGACUGACCUUCUGUGAUACUAACAUCAUCAACCACUACUUCUGUGACAUUCCUCCUUUGCUCCAGCUCUCCUGUACUAGCACGUAUGUCAACAAGCUUGUAAUUUUUGUUUUUGCAAGCAUCAAUAUCAUCGUUCCUACUUCAACUAUCUUAGUCUCAUAUGGCUUCAUCCUUUCCAGCAUCUUCCACAUCAGUUCUUCUGAGGGCAGGUCCAAAGCCUUCAGCACCUGCAGCUCCCACAUCAUUGCUGUUUCUCUGUUCUUUGGUUCAGGUGCUCUUGUGUAUUUCAAACCCUCUUCAGCUGUGUAUAUGAAUGAAGGAAAAAUCUCUUCUGUCUUUUAUACCAAUGUGGUUCCCAUGUUGAAUCCCUUAAUCUACAGCUUGAGGAAUAAAGAUAUUAAAGUUGCUCUGAUGAAAAGCCUGAACAGUAGGAACCUUUGA